Molecule: messenger RNA, 651 nt
Organism: Colletotrichum higginsianum IMI 349063
Lineage: Eukaryota; Fungi; Ascomycota; Sordariomycetes; Glomerellales; Glomerellaceae
Product: GNAT family
Exons: 1
Coding region: 1-651 (216 amino acids)
Molecular function (GO): acyltransferase activity, transferring groups other than amino-acyl groups
Source: RefSeq, a predicted model, not a curated record
AUGAUCACCGACGGCCACGAAAACGCCUACCGCUCCGAGCGGCUCAUCUACCGGGCGGUAGAGAACAACGAGGCAGACAGCACCUUCAUCCACACCCAGCUCGAGAACGACCCGGUCAACGUCGCCCUCUCGGACCUCAAGUUGCUCAAGCCCCGGAGCAGCAAGCACAGCCACGCGAUGACCGAGCAGAUGGCAAAGUCCGUCCUGACGGUCAUGGUCUGCUUACCCCACGGAGCCGGGGCCGGGGCCGGGGCCGGGGAUAAGGACAAGACAGACGGAUCACAGGCCGAGGCGCCGAGGCCCAUCGGGUUCCUGUCCAUCGGUUGGGGUGGCAUAUCGGGGGAUACGGCGCACCAUCGGUCGGUGGGGCUCGGCAUCGCGCUGGCGGCGCCGUUCCGGGGCAAGGGGUACGGCUCCGAGGCCAUCAACUGGGCGCUGGACUGGGCGUUCCGGUACGGCAACUUCCACCGCGUCUACCUCGGCACCGUGUCGUACAACGAGCGGGCGCAGCACCUGUACAAGAAGCUCGGGUUCGUGGAGGAGGGCCGCAGCCGCGAGGCGCACUGGUUCGAUCGCAAGUGGCACGACCUGAUCAGCUACGGGAUGCUGGAGCAAGAGUGGGAAGCCCUGAGGGGGAUCAAGAAAGAGUAA